CAAAGCGAGCUGCGAAAGGGGAGCGCGCAAGUCGGAGUACAUUAAUUAGACCGCAGCUCGUUUGAACACCGGCUUCCGUACACAAUACAGCUUAAACACAACUUAAGUGUACCGUUAAUAUAUACAUUUAAAAAAAACAACCAUCCUGAAACAGCAGGUAUAUAUUUUUAUGCCCCUUCAUUUCUCUCUUGUUCUUUCUCUAAUGAGAGUGAAGAAGUGGGUCUAGCGGCGCGGCGGGGGAGCUGAAUUUCACGCGUUCGCCUCAACUUUGUGGAAAUAUGUGAAGUGUGAUAAAUGCCACUGGAAAAUGGAGCAGUCGGCUACUCUGGACAUAGAGACUCUGAAGAUUACCCAGGAGCAGUUUAUUCUUGCAUCCCAGUCCCUGCACCUCCAACGACCAGGCUGCGAUGCCGUGUACCCGGUGGGUUUAUACGGGUGGAGAAAAAGAUGCCUUUAUUUCUUCCUGCUACUGCUCCUGGUUACCAUGAUAGUUAACCUGGCCCUCACCGUCUGGAUCAUAAAGGUUAUGAAUUUCUCAGUGGAUGGAAUGGGAAACCUCAAGCUGAACCAGGAUGGGAUUCGCAUGGAGGGAAUCAGCGAGUUUCUUUUGCCUCUGUAUGUUAAUGAGAUUCAGUCCAGAAGGGACAGCUUGUUGGUCUUGCGGUCAGACAAGAACGUAACGCUGAAUGCCAGAAACGAACAAGGCCUGCUAACUGGUCAGCUCACAGUGGGUCCUGAGGCUGUGGAAGCCCAGUGUCAGAGGCUGGAGGUGCGAAGCAGAGACGGGGGCACACUUCUGUUCACUGCCGACGAGGAGGAGGUCAUCAUGGCAGCAGAAAAGUUCACAGUCACAGGCUCGGAAGGAGCCGUGUUCGGACAUUCAGUGGAGACUCCCCUGAUCCAGGCGAGGGCUUCUGAAGACCUGAAGCUCGAGUCUCCCACGCGAACCCUGACCAUGGAGGCUCCCAGAGGGGUGGAAGUAAGUGCCGCUGAAGGGUCGCUGAAGGUCAGCGGUCGCAAGGAUCUACAGCUAGAGUCCACUGAAGGAGAGAUACUUUUAGAUGCCAACGCCGUUCAGUUUGGAGGCCUCCCGCUUGGCACCUACACAGCGUCGCCCAGGCAGACCUCGCAGGAGCAGACCGUGUACGAGGUGUGCGUUUGUCCCAGUGGCAAGAUCUACCUCUCUCCCGCAGAGAGCAGCUCCACCUGCCAGGCCAUGAGCAACAUCUGCCUCUGGAGCUGACCUGGGAGCAGCGGCGGUUGAGCGGAGACAGUUAGAACAUCUGCUCUGGAGCUGCAGAGAGCGGGAUGGGUCUCUCCGAUGGUACAAAUGACAGAGUGGGACACUGAGAUGGAGCUGGUAAGAGAGGCUGCGGUCAGGUCAGCACAGAAGCAUCCAGGUUGCUACCUGCAGUGCGUUGAAGGAGGUCAGGACUCUUCCACCAGUGGAAGUCGCAGCGGCUCUCUGAAAUCAGGAAUAUCCCACACGGAGAGGAGAGCCUCCAUCUCCUUAUUAGAUUCAGAGGACACGACUUUUAUUUUUCUACUCCAGGUUGAGUGCUGGCAGGCAGUGACUGUUUUUAUGAUAAGGAAGAAGAGGAGAGGCGGGGAUGGAUGAAACACAGGUGCCUUCAGCUUUAAAUGGCUUCAUUCUAAAACUGUCUGUGCAGCUGGAGUCAGACAUUAGCUGUAAUGGUAGAAAGUGGAGUAAGCACAAUGAUGUUUUUUCCUCUAAAAAUCCCAUAGACUGAAUAUAAAAGAUGGACAUAAUCACUGCAAAGCCGCUAACAGGUGUGUGAAGCCUUGAGUGUAGCUUUUUGAUGGGCACAUCUUUGUUAGAUCUAACAAACUGAGCAACACUGCACAAACAUACAUGAAAAACUUGCUAACUACAUGCAUUACCCAGUUUGUCCAUGAUGGCACCAAUGGUGACCUUUGUUAAAGUAGCCCUGAAAAUACUGAUUGAGCCCAAAACAUGACAGAAAAUGGUUUAUUGUGUUCAUGAAGAGAGAAGUAGGAUCAUUUUCUCAUACAGUCGAGCUUCUUUCGCAACAAGAUGAGUCGCCCUCUGCUGGUCAUUAAAAAAAAUGCAGGUUUAUCCACAUUGCAAAGUUAUUUCCAUGUUUUAUAUGCAGUCUAUAAAAAAAUUUAGAUUGUUUUUGUUUUUGAAUGAUCUCAAUAGGUGUGUGUUUGUUUUCUACUCUGUCAGAGGUUGUGUAUUAAACUUGUUUCUGUGUGGCACUCAUCGUUCUUGACAUUUAACUAUUCCCCGAGGUUCAGGUGGACAGAUUUCCAAAGACUUCGCUCUCUAAGAUAACUAUGACAUGAUGCACUGCAACUUUAGCUGGAAGACCGUCUCAUUGAGAGUACCCGUUUGGAGCGUAUAUCACAUAUUAUGUGAUAUUCAUUGCGUUGAAAAUUAAGUUUAGCUGAAUCAAGGAUAACUUAAACUAUAAAGAAUGAACAUCAUGUGAUCAAACGCUCCAGAACAGCAGGUCAGUGGACCUUGUGGUAAGUGUUUCUUUGACAUUUGUUCAAUGACAGGGGAAAGUCCCCCGAUUCUCGAGUACUACAGCGCCACCAGUAGGGCAGAAGUUGAAAGUGCAUUUAAGUCGUACCUCACAAAAAAAUUAGGUGUGGUUGGAUAACUUGAGACUAUUUCAAAGCACCCUAUUAAGUCAGUUUCUGCCAUACUGAAUUUUGUUAAAGCAUUUAAUACACCGGGCACGUUUGUUAUUUUCCCCAAGUCAGCACCAAAGAACGCACAGACCAUCUUCAGAUUAAGCCUCACAAAAGCUGAAAUUAGUGGCAAAGUUGACAAACAAGCAAAGUCGCGUACCGUCAAAGCUGCGAUUAGUCUAAACUAAACUCCAGACAAAUGCACGUUGGGUGACUUAGUAAUUCUAAAUUUGCCGUAGACGUGAGUGUGGAUGGUUGUGUGUCUCUCUGUGUGUUUGCCCUCUAAGACAAACUGGUGACCUGCUCAAGGCGUGCCCCACCUUUCCUGCUAUGACAGCUGGGAUAGUCUCCAGCUUCCUGCGACCUUAAAUUAAACAAGUGUUUAAGAACGUGGAUGGAUGGAAAUGUAUUUAAUAGUCAUCUCAAGGUAUUUUAUAUAACGCAUGCUGUACACCUUAACUGAUAUUCACUAUCUUGUUUCUUUCUUUUUAGGUCUCAGGGCUCAGCUGGUACUCCAGUCUCCUCCUUCAUACUGGUGGAUGCUGUAGGAUCAUGGGCAGGCUGGGGCCUAUCCCAGCUACCACAAGUGGGAUACACCCUGGGCAGAAACGUGGAUGUCAAUAUUCUGAUUUACCAAGAUUUCUGCAUCUCCUGGAAUGGGCUCCAUCCAAUUGUGGCACUUUGACUCACUCAGGUUCAGGGAUGAACUGAUCAUGUUGGUCAAAGCGUCAGGUGACUUCACAGCAAAACAAAAGUUUAAGGCUGAUUAUGACAAAAGUUCAAAGACUUUACCCCCAAAACGUGACAUAAUGUUAAAGACAUGAGCCAACAGGGUGAGUGGGUGCUCCAUCACCAUGGUGGUUAGCACUCUCUGAAUGCAGAGUGCUAACUCUGAAAUGCAUGUGUUGCAGAUUGGCUAUAAUCUAAUCUUUUAUAAACCACCAUCUCCCUCUGGAUGCAGUUAAUUAGGUGUGACAAUAGUUUAAUAUUACUAGCAGGGUCACAGCAGGGUCUUGGGUUUGAAUCCACUGGCUGAUGAGUUUGCAUGCUCUCCCCGUGUCUGGGUUGGUCUCUCAUGAGACUUCCUCCCAAAAGUUCAAAAGUAUGCAGGUGUAGCCUACCUCUCAACUAAUGACAACAGCAACAGGCUUCAGCACAACAACAACCCUGUACUGCAACAACUGGAAGAAGACGGCUGUGACUCUUUUGUGCCCAUCUGUUCCAUCAUUUUAGUUUUCUCUACUUAUGAGUUUGAAAAAUGACAUUUUGCUCUGAUUUUGGUGUUCCACCGUUUUUCUUGUCUGUACCCGCUGUAAGUAAAUCUUUUUAGCAAGAUGUUUUUCUGUUUCAUUUUCACCUGUUUGGAUUGCAGAUGGUGUGAUUUGUGUAAACAAUGCCCUUCUGUAGGGGGGAGCUGGAAUAGCCCUAAAUGUGAUCACUUUGCAGAUGAUUUAUUUUAUUGUUGAUCACUGACCACCUCCAUGUCGAGAUCAAGACCUGAUUCACACAGAUCUGGUCCACUUCUACACUUUCAAUCACAUCUGUAACAGGACACCCCACUACAAGCGUUCUCUAGAAAGGUCCAUCAAUGCCCCAUGAAGUUAGUUUAUAUCUUUAAAAAAAAGAAAAGAGAAAGAAAAGGAUGAUGCAAGAAUCCAGAGUAUAAAGAAACUUUAAUUGUUGGAUUAAGAACAACCUUCACAAUUUGAGGACUUAUAUAUAUUUUUAAAAAAAUGUGCAAUGGCAUUUCAACCCUUGAGGUUUUUCAUUUAAGACACGUUUCAGGUAAAAAUAAACUAGGAGCAAUGAAACAGCAUAAUGCUUGUGUUAUAGAGCUGUAUUAAGCUUAUAGUAAAUGUAUAAUAAGAAUUAUGGAUGACCAUAAUGACUACAGAUAAUUUUGGAAAACCGGCUGACCACAGGCCUUAAUUGAACAUAUGUUUAGGCUCUAUAUAUUAAGUAUUUCAACAUAAACAAAACUUGAGGGAUUCCUGCUGCUUAACAUGUUUAAAAGAAAUUAUGUUCAGAGCCAAUGUAAUACUGUAUUUGAUGACCAAUGUUACUUGCAUGACUCAAAAAUUGUCCACAGAACAACUUUUUAAUUAACACUCAAAUUUACUUGUUUACUGAAACAGACUGGCGUGCUUAGCUGUAAGCCUGCUCUGCAGUCUUAGACUAAUCCGCAGACUUUAAAUAAACAAAUAUGUAAAUUA
Messenger RNA from Neolamprologus brichardi, 4892 nucleotides. RefSeq names its product zeta-sarcoglycan-like. The record is from RefSeq and is a predicted model, not a curated record. Lineage: Eukaryota; Metazoa; Chordata; Actinopteri; Cichliformes; Cichlidae. Gene Ontology annotation, biological process: heart contraction; cardiac muscle tissue development. Gene Ontology annotation, cellular component: sarcoglycan complex; sarcolemma.